AUGGAAUCGGGCAAGGCAUCUGAAAAAGUGGGCGAGCCGCAAGGCCGCCUCCCUGCUGCGGUGCUGCUUCCCCCGACCGGGGAGAAACGAUCAAGACCAUCUCGAGGACAACAUCGAACACCCCGUCGGGGACGACAGAAACCCCGGAGAAGAAAACCACCGUUCAUUUGGUGGAGUCAAUUUCGUCUCUCCAUCCCCGGGGAGAGACGACCAUGCCUGUUCCUGUCGAAGCCACCCCUGCCGGAGCUCCUGAUCGAGUUCCUGUCUGAUCUCGACCUGGUUGAGCACAUGACUCAGCUCCCGUUCGGGUUCCCAUCCAGAUCGGGGCCACGCGACACGAAUGAGGAUCACCUUCGUGAGCCCUCUCACCAACGACGACUAUCGCUCGUAUUUGGCCGGUAAAAAGUCUGUUCCUGCACGUGGGUCUUCGAACCCGGAGCAAAGAAAACCUUCACCUACCAAAUGGACUUCCUGGAAUGCCAAGCAAGAAUCACCGGCUUCAUGUCCAUCCAGUCCAUCAACGGAUCACGCG
Darwinula stevensoni is the source of this 532-nucleotide messenger RNA. Lineage: Eukaryota; Metazoa; Arthropoda; Ostracoda; Podocopida; Darwinulidae. The record is from the annotation of a GenBank genome assembly.